UCUCUCUUUCUCUCUCUAAACCUCUUUCACUCAAAUCUAUCACUCUCCUCCACUCCCUACUGCGCACAUACAUACAUACAUACGCAGAUAGAUAUAUAUAAUAUAUAUAUAUACACACGCAUAUAAUUCUAGUGAGAGAAAGAGGGCCUUUAAUUUUUUGUUGCCAUUACAUAACUUUACAGCUCAACUCUCAAUUUCCUUGUGCCCCCCUCUCUCUCUAUCUUUCUCUCUCUUAGUUGAGCUGAAAUUGCACAGAUCAAAUCUGCUGCUACUGCUGCCACCUCAAGGAGGUACUCUCUUAUAAUUCUUAAAGUGGCCACUCUAUGGCGUGAUCAACUUAGUUACCACAUGUCCAGUGGAAUAAUUGUACAGCUUCAUACAUCUGAUGAUUUGUAUCAACCUUAUUAUGCUUGACGUGAGCCACGAUGGGCAUUUUCACUGUGAAUUCUCGGCAGUGGCUUUUAUGCGUCCUAUUGCUUUACAGUCUUGCAAAAGAAUUUGAGGCUCUGAGUCCUGAUGGUCAAGCUCUCGUCAACUUUAGGACAGCCAUCAUUAAUUCAGAUGGAGUUCUGCUUCAGUGGAGACCAGAGGACGAGGAUCCAUGCGGAUGGAAAGGAGUAAAAUGCGACUUCAAGUCGAAAAGAGUCACAGCCUUGAGCCUCCCUAACCACAAGUUGAGUGGACCUAUAUCACCAGAUAUUGGGAAGCUAGAAAGCCUGCAAUUUCUAGCUCUUCAUGACAACAAUUUAUACGGGGCAAUCCCUCCAGAGCUGGGGAACUGUACACAGCUGCAAUCAGUAUUUCUGCAGGGUAACUACUUAAGUGGAUUGAUUCCAAGUGAAUUAGGAAACCUUUCUCAGCUGGAGAAUCUGGAUCUUUCAAGCUCUCAUGGGAAGUUAAGCAAGCUCUCAAGUUUCAAUGUAUCAACAAACUUUCUGGUGGGACCUAUACCCUCUGAUGGUGUUCUUGCAAACUUUCGGAAUGAUUCCAGUUUCGUUGGCAAUCGCGAGUUAUGUGGCAAGCAAAUCCAAGCAUGCAAGAACAAUGAUGGUGGUCCUUCAGCAUUUUCUCAGCCUCCUGGUUCAGCUCAAUCCCAGGCCAAAAAGAAUUCAGGGAGGCUUCUUAUAAGUGCACUGGCCACGAUGGGUGCUUUGCUUCUAGUAGCACUUAUGUGCUUCUGGGGUUGUUACCUGUAUAAGAGGCUUGGUAAAAAUGAUGGCAAAGGCCUUGCAGUGGAUGUCAGUGGAGGGGCCUCAAUUGUAAUGUUUCAUGGAGACCUGCCCUACUCCUCAAAGGAUAUCAUAAAAAAACUGGAGAAUUUAAAUGAAGAGCAUGUAAUUGGUGCUGGAGGCUUUGGAACAGUGUAUAAGCUUGCAAUGGAUGAUGGCAAUAUAUUUGCAUUGAAAAGGAUUGUGAAGGUAAAUGAAGGCUUUGAUCGUUUCUUUGAGAGGGAGCUUGAAAUUCUUGGAAGCAUCAAACACAGAUACUUGGUGAACCUUCGAGGAUAUUGCAAUUCCCCGACAUCCAAAUUGUUAAUAUAUGAUUUCUUAUCAGGAGGCAGCCUGGAUGAAGCUCUUCAUGAGAGAGCUGAGCAACUGGAUUGGGAGGCUCGUUUAAAUAUAAUAAUGGGAGCUGCAAAAGGCCUCGCCUAUUUGCAUCAUGAUUGUUCGCCUCGAAUUAUUCACCGUGACAUCAAGUCAAGCAAUAUUUUGCUUGAUGGAAACUUUGAUGCUCGAGUGUCUGACUUUGGCCUGGCUAAAUUGUUGGAGGAUGAGGAAUCCCACAUCACAACAAUUGUUGCUGGCACAUUUGGGUAUCUAGCUCCUGAGUAUAUGCAGAGUGGAAGAGCUACAGAAAAGACUGAUGUUUACAGUUUUGGUGUUCUGGUGCUUGAAAUUGUAAGCGGAAAGCGGCCUACUGAUGCGUCCUUCAUUGAGAAGGGCCUCAACAUUGUUGGAUGGUUGAACUAUUUAGUUUCAGAAAGUAGACAAAGAGAAAUAGUAGAUCCACACUGUGAAGGAGUGCAGACAGAAAGCCUUGACGCCCUACUAUCAAUUGCCAUCCAGUGUGUUUCCUCAAGUCCUGAGGAUCGUCCAACCAUGCAUAGGGUGGUCCAAAUACUCGAAUCCGAGGUUAUGACGCCAUGUCCUAGUGACUUCUAUGACUCAAACUCUGAUUAAGGGCAUAUGAUGUGGACAAAGAGAUUUCCAUCUAUUAUCAUCAGCUGCAUUAUGUGGCAAACACGAGCACAGAAGAGAUCAGAGUCUGCUUUAAUUUAUUUCCGACUUUAUUUAUUCAAUUCUUUCUCAAAAAGGAAAAAAAAGUGUGAUUGGACAGGCUUGUGAUUCUCUUGAUUCAUCAUUAGAGCAAGUGGUCUGCCAGCAUCAUGUUCCAGGUUCUUCACCCGCCGUUCUACCUUUGGUCUCCUCGGUUAGCUCAGCCGCAUCAGGUUUUUCUCUCUCUCGAUGAACAGACGGCAUUUUUUUGAUAGCGGUAUGAGCUGUUGGUCCUUACCUUUGUCUUGUCUUCUGGUAAUUCCUCCGAAUCAAUUGUAUAUGAAAUGGUGAAAUUGAUCAGUGUCUCCACACACUGAAGGAUCCUUGUUAUUGGUUACAUUUUUGUAUAAUAUUUCCAUCCCAAUUAUUCAUACUAUAGGUUACUGCAAACUUUUUGUUCGAUGUUGUAGGUUCUCUUAUGUUUUGGAGAAAAAUGUUCACUUCGUAACUCUACAAGAGAGCCUCAGAUAAUGCAUUUACCUGUCAUUUCUCCUACAAGCAUUUCUGAUGUAUGUAUGGUGGGUUUUCUA
Messenger RNA from Sesamum indicum (sesame), 2806 nucleotides. NCBI's taxonomy places the organism in Eukaryota, Viridiplantae, Streptophyta, Magnoliopsida, Lamiales, Pedaliaceae. The record is from RefSeq and is a predicted model, not a curated record.